Messenger RNA from Corythoichthys intestinalis (scribbled pipefish), 5766 nucleotides. It is a transcript of the gene polg, whose product is annotated as polymerase (DNA directed), gamma. Gene Ontology annotation, molecular function: 3'-5' exonuclease activity; DNA-directed DNA polymerase activity; DNA binding. NCBI's taxonomy places the organism in Eukaryota, Metazoa, Chordata, Actinopteri, Syngnathiformes, Syngnathidae. The transcript is spliced from 23 exons. The coding region runs from base 225 to 3776 and encodes 1183 amino acids. The record is from RefSeq and is a predicted model, not a curated record. Gene Ontology annotation, biological process: mitochondrial DNA replication. Gene Ontology annotation, cellular component: mitochondrion; gamma DNA polymerase complex.
GAAAAAGCAUGCCGAAGUAGCAGAAGCGACCUACAAUUCAUUUUUAUCACGUGGAUGUUCGUAUGCACAAAUAUGCAAUGCAUUAAUUUAACUUUUAAUCGCAGUCAUGUCAUGAAACAAAGCUGCAUUUGAAGUAAACAGCUUGUCAGCUCACAAACGAGGGUUGAACAUUGACCCGUCAUGAGUUGACUUCAUAGGAUGCGGAAAGCCCUACAGAUGUGGUGAUGCUGCAUGCGACGUUCAAAGUGGUCCGCUGUCCCUUGCACAGGUCUGUCAUCUUCAAUAAAAGGAUAUGGCCCCGCUCCUUCUGCUCCACAGAGACCCAAUCAGUUCAGGGGGAUGACACCGCAGAGACCCGUCUGAACCCCCUUAACAUCCAGAUGCUGUCAAGAAAUCUCCACGAGCAGAUCUUUCGGGGGUUAGAGCCCUUAUAUAGAGAAGAACAUGUGGAACGUGGUGUGAGGCACUUGCAGAAGCAUCAGCUCUGGGGGAAAGAAACAUCGCUGUUGCAAGAAGUUGAGCUGAAGCUUCCUAAAAUGUACGGGGACAAUAUUGACGAGCACUUCCGGGUUUUGGCUCAAAAGCAGAGUCUUCCCUACCUGGAAGCUGCGGCCGAGCUGCAACAAGCAGAACUUCCUCCCAUGCCUCAGGAGUGGACAUGGCAAGUUGGCUGGACCCGCUACGAGGCCAAUGGGGAGAGUCGCAGGGUUGACUUUCCGGAUGAGACGGCACUCGUGUUCGAUGUGGAGGUGUGCAUGGCAGAGGGACAGUGUCCGACAUUGGCAGUGGCUUUGUCUCCAUCACAUUGGUACUCUUGGUGUAGCAAACGUCUGAUCGAAGAGCGCUACUCCUGGUCAAACCAUCUCAUCCUGGCUGACCUCAUCCCACUGGAGACACCAUUGAACUCGGUUCGCCCACCGGGAGGACAGUGGAAGGAACGGCUCAUUGUGGGCCAUAAUGGGUCGAAAGUGCGCUUCAUGGACACAAUGAGUCUUCACAUGGCUAUCUCGGGCCUGACUGGCUUCCAACGUACACUAUGGAUGGCGAAUAAACUGGGGAAGAAGGUGGGCCUUCAGGAAGUCAGCCAGCACAUGAAAAAAGUGAGACAGAAAAGAGAUGGUCCAAAGAUUGGCUUUUGGGAUUGGGCGAAUAUAAGCAGUCUCAACAAUUUAGCUGAUGUCCAUGCCCUAUAUGUGGGAGGGCCACCACUGCAGAAAGAGAUUAGAGAGACCUUUGUAAAGGGCACCAUGAUGGAUGUCAGGAACCACUUCCAGGAGUUAAUGCGCUACUGCGCCUCAGAUGUUCUGGCCACCCAUCAAAUAUUCUUAGAACAGCUACCUCUCUUCAUGGAAAGAUGUCCCCAUCCAGUCACAUUUGCGGGAAUGCUGGAGAUGGGUGUAAGCUACCUUCCCGUCAAUCAGAAUUGGGGGCGAUACCUGGAGGAUUCCCAGGACAUUUAUGAAGAGCUCCAGAGGGAGAUGAAGAAAUCUCUCAUGACUUUAGCUGAUGAUGCAUGCCAGCUUCUAGAGAAUGAGAGAUUCAAAGAGGAUCCUUGGCUUUGGGAUCUUGAAUGGGACGUGCAGGACUUCAAGCUGAAAAAAAUGCCAGCCAGAAAAAAGAAGCAGCCAGAAAAAGCAGUUGUUUCCCAAACUAUUGCUCCUUCAGAAGACUGGAUGGAAGAUGCAGGUCCACCAUCUGAAGAAGACACUGCAGCGGUUCCUUUUCCCGGCAGGCUGGCUAUGGAUAAACUGAAAGAAACAGUGAAUCUACUUCCGAAAAGAAAGCAACAUCUGCCUGGACACCCUGGGUGGUAUCGUAAGCUAUGUGAGAAGAUGUCAGCAGACUGCUGGUCACCUGGAGCAAGUCUUAUAAGUCUUCAGAUGAGAUUGACUCCGAAACUAAUGGGUCUGACGUGGGAUGGAUUUCCUCUGCAUUACACAGAGAAACAUGGCUGGGGGUAUCUAGUUCCAGGACGCAAGGAUAACCUGGACUCCGAGGGGCGGAACAGUGGGUCAGCUAUUUGUCCUCACAGAGAGAUAGAGCGCAUUUACAGAGAUUACUGUGGGCAGAACAGCAAGGAUGGGCCUGACUGUUCACCAUCUGAUGACCUUAUGUGGACAGACAGCGAUGUUUGGGUGAAGGUGGAGGAGUAUGGCUCACUGGAGCGACUAACAGAAGAACAUGGAGACAAAGCAGAAAAAAAUGGGAAGCAACAUAUUUCCCGCAAAUCCCAACCCGUCCCAGAGGACAGUCACUGCCACUAUCACCAAGGAAUUGGUCCUUACAACGAUAUAAACAUACCGGGGUGUUGGUUUUUCAAAUUACCACAUAAGGAUGGUAAUCAAAAUAACGUUGGAAGUCCCUUUUCAAAAGACUUCUUAUCAAAGAUGGAGGAUGGUACUCUCAGAGCUGGAAGGGGUGGGACCAAUGCUACGCGUGCUUUAGAGAUUAAUAAAAUGAUGUCCUUCUGGAGGAACGCUCAGAAACGCAUAAGCUCUCAGAUGGUGCUUUGGCUGCGGAAAGGAGAGCUUCCUCGUUUCGUAAGCAGGCACCAGGGGUUUGAUGAUGAGGGGCAGUACGGCGCUAUAUUACCACAGGUUGUCACAGCUGGAACUGUCACGCGAAGGGCUGUGGAGCCAACAUGGCUUACUGCCAGUAAUGCACGUAGGGACAGAGUGGGCAGUGAGCUGAAGGCGAUGGUUCAAGCACCACCAGGUUAUCACCUUGUUGGAGCCGAUGUGGACUCUCAAGAGCUGUGGAUUGCAGCUGUGCUCGGAGAGGCUCACUUUGCUGGCAUGCAUGGUUGUACAGCAUUCGGCUGGAUGACGCUUCAAGGAAAGAAGAGCCAGGGGACCGACCUACACAGCCGUACAGCCGAUGCCGUGGGCAUCAGCAGGGAGCAUGCCAAAGUGUUUAACUACGGCCGCAUCUACGGCGCAGGACAACCCUUUGCAGAAAGGCUGCUGAUGCAGUUCAAUCAUCGCCUAAGUCAGACAGACGCUGCCAGUAAGGCCAGACAGAUGUAUGCUUUGACGAAGGGGCUACGCAGAUACAAACUGUCAGACGAAGGUGAAUGGUUAGUCACUGAGCUGGGAAUAGAAGUAGAGAGGGAGGAAGAUGGAAGUGUAUCGCUCCAGGAGUUACGGAAGAUCAGUAGACUGGCCUCACAGAGCUCACGACGGAGGAAAUGGGAUUUGGUUGGCAAACGAAUGUGGUUUGGAGGGACUGAGUCGGACAUGUUCAACAAACUGGAGAGCAUCGCACAUUCACCUCAGCCAGCUACACCUGUACUGGGCUGUAGGAUUAGCAGAGCUCUGGAGCCCAAGGUUGUAAAAGAUGAGUUCAUCACCAGCAGAGUGAACUGGGUGGUCCAGAGCUCUGCAGUGGAUUACCUUCAUCUAAUGCUCGUGGCAAUGAGGUGGCUCUUUGAGGAACACGACAUCGACGGCCGCUUCUGCAUCAGCAUCCAUGACGAGGUACGAUACCUUGUGCGCAGCGAGGACCGAUAUCGGGCAGCGCUGGCAUUGCAGGUCACCAACCUUCUUACAAGGAGUAUGUUUGCGCAUGCAUUAGGCAUGCAGGAUCUUCCGCAGUCGGUCGCUUUCUUCAGUGCAGUUGACAUUGACACCUGUCUGAGAAAAGAGGUCACCAUGGACUGCGUGACCCCCUCCAACCCCACGGGUGUGGAACGAAAAUAUGGCCUUCCUCCUGGUGAAGCCUUGGACAUCUACCAAAUAGUUGAUAUCACAAGAGGCUCCCUUAAUAAAGGAAAAUAGAACAUUGACCAGGCAAGAAGUGCCCAGAAGCUCAACAACAUGCAAAAUGGACCUGUGUAACCUGUAGGAGCAGCUUAUCGUUUUCGCUUCUUUUGUUUGGGUUCUUGAGUCUCUUCUACAGCUUGUGACUCAGCCUAAAUGAACAGAAACAGACAUUCAAAGUGACCCGGAACAGAUUGAUCCCAAAUGUGUGAAGAUGACGAGACACACACCUCCACAGUGUUGUCCUGUUCCUGCAGAGCUGCAUCCAAAGUAGCAGCAUUGAUGCGGAAAUCUCUUGAUGUGCUCAGUUUCAUGUAUUGCAUCAGAUUUACCUUCACAAUGAAGAUAUGGUAAAUGUUGAUGCUUUAAAAAUACAUUGUUUUUUCCUGCACUCACAUACCUUUGAUUUCUUAGAGAGGGUUAUGAGAUAUUUCUCAUACUGUUCAAUGCUGAAGAUCAAGUUUGGAAUUGCCUUUGUUUGACGCAGAAGUUUAGCCUGUCCAGAAAGUGAAAAAUAUGCAUGAAAAGUACCAAGUCACUUCACACUUACUUUUGAAAAAUAUACUUUGUACAGUUUAUUAAGAUUAUUUCUGUUAAUUAAAAGCAAAUGUGUUAUCAAAUGCAUCAUGAUAUUGAGUAGAUGAAGCAUAUUAAUAGAUGACUUUUCAAUUGUGUGCUGAAUUUGUUAAUUCUGACUCGGCUACGUAUUUUCAUGUCACCUAUGGAACGUUGAACUAAUUGCCCCAGACGCAAUCUAUAGUAAGGGCGUUUUGACACAUCGAUCAGGAUCAAUAUUUCGAUUGGAACGCAAAACAUCGAUCAACCUCAAAAAUUAUAUGCCAAUUUGUUCAAAAGUUUGAAUUCAAAUUUCUAAAAUAGUAACAAAAUUGCUAUUUUUAUUGCUUUAAGUAAUACUUUUAAAUGAUAAGCAAAUUGGUGAAAUUAAUAUAUUAUUGUUCCUGCCGAUCAAAUACAUUCCACGCAUCUUUAUAAGAGAAAAAAGAAGAAAAGGUGGGUGUUUACAGUGGCAGCUGUGUUAACUUCAUUCUUUUUCUUCUUGGGUGCGCCACUUGACUCACCACCCUGCAGAAGAAUGAAUGUGACAUUUACAAACUAGAUGAACUAUUAAACUGUGCAUGGACUGAACCUGUACUUGUACCUGAACAUAUGUGAUGAAAUGGUAGCAUUGUGGAGUAAGAUGGGAGCCGGAUAGUUUGACCUAUAGUUGGCGCAUACAAAAAUAAACUUUAAACAUUAUUUAACGCACAAAACUCAUACUAAGACUUACCAGCUUCUCAAAGCGUGAAGGUAAUACACCAAUCUGACUGGCACAAACUUGAAUGUACUGAAAAUGCAAACAAAAUGAAUUUUUCAAAUGGAGUCAAGUACAUUUAAAAUUAAACUACCAAAUGGUUAACUUUCCCUUGGAAUGAACAUUUCAAUGCCUCAAUUACAGCUAAUAAGAAUGAGACUGAUACACACAUAUUUAACUAGGGUGGUGAGGAUGGAGUACGUGCGACUCAGCACUCUUAGCAAUGUGAUGGUGCUUGUUCCGAGCAGCAGUGCGGUCUGGACCAACUCAUUGAGUGCAGUCACGAGGGUUCCAAGCUGGAGUGUAACUGCUUUCUCAAUCGGAUCCUGCUGGCCUGCGGGCUGUGUAGUCUCUUCUAUGUUGCGGCAAUAUAACAAAGCCCCAAUAAGUACUGUAUUUUUCAGACUAUAAAUCGCAUCUGAGUAUAAGCCGCACCAGCCCAAAAAUGCGCAAUGAAAAGGAAAAAAACAUAAGUCGCACCCGAGUAUAAGUCGCAAUUUUUUGGGGGAAAAUUUAUUUGAUAGAAUCCAGCACCAAGAACAGACAUGUCAUCUUGAAAGGCAAUUUAAAAAUAAAAAUACAAUAGAGAACACAUGCUGAAUAAAUGUACAGUAUGCUAACAUUACAUGACGCUAGAAUUUAGAUCGGGCCUAAAAAAAAUCCAGCCCGACCCGGCCCGCCGAUCAAUUAACUUGA